Molecule: messenger RNA, 3313 nt
Organism: Xiphophorus hellerii (green swordtail)
Lineage: Eukaryota; Metazoa; Chordata; Actinopteri; Cyprinodontiformes; Poeciliidae
Gene: rubcnl
Product: rubicon like autophagy enhancer
Exons: 17
Coding region: 945-3110 (721 amino acids)
Biological process (GO): autophagosome maturation; autophagosome-lysosome fusion; autophagosome-endosome fusion
Cellular component (GO): autophagosome membrane; intracellular membrane-bounded organelle
Molecular function (GO): phosphatidylinositol phosphate binding
Source: RefSeq, a predicted model, not a curated record
AAAACAAUAUCUAAGAAUUGAAAAAGUUCUCUUCUAAAAUGUUGACCUCCAUCUUGCGAACACCUUCUCAAACUAUUUCCCAAACAGUCGCCAAUUGAUUUGGAUGUUCCCUUUUUGCUGAUCAUUUCCUCACUUCCCAAAACCGUCCUGACUUUGCGGGGAACAUUUUUAUCUUGUCGCCUUCUCCUUUUUAAAAAUGUCUUAAUUUCCCUUACAACGUGUGACCUCAUUAUUCUUAAAACUGACCGUAAGUGUGCGGACUUACCAAGCAUCUUCACAAAUUCACACGACGGUCUCCAUGGAAACCCUCUGUGGGAUCUACCAAGACACAGUUCCUCUCAGAGAAAUUGAGUCUGAAUUGUUCCUACUUUAAAAACAUUUGUUUCCCAUGCGAUCAAAAACCAUCGAUGCUUGACAUGAACGGAGCUUCCUCUUUCAGAAGCAGCAGCUGACAGCAGAUGAGGCUGCCCGGCUCGCCGUGCCCACUGAGUACCGAGGAGCUCCAUGACCAGCAUUUCUGCUGAACAAAGACUGUCACUUGAUCUGAGGGAUUUAAAAAAAAUGUUAACCUCAAAAGUGAAACCCUGCCUUGAUGUCACCGAGGCUGUUUCCUGUCAUUUUGACACAUUUACAUUCAAGAUGAGUCAGAUAAGGUCAUCUUAAAAUAGGUGAUUUCUUUUUCUAAUCAGCCCAAGUAUUUGUAGUCAGUGUCAUUACCCCAAUGGAAAGCGGAGUAGAAGGCUUUCUGGCCUCUCUGCUGUCAGGGAAGACAUUACUAAGUGUUCAACCACAGAAGGCACACAAGCACUGUUGAAUACAGGAAGUGCUAAUCAACCGCCUGCCUUCCUUUCAGCAGCUUUUGGUGGAUAAGCAGCGUCGCGGGUUUGCGUCGCUGGACCCUAACAGGGUUUCUUCACAGCCAUACGUCAGGAGUCCACGGCACGAUGGGAAGCUGCGACGGCUUGUCAUCGUCUCCAAACAGAGGAGGGUACGUCAGCUGGAGCGUGGACUCAGGAGAGUCCCGGCAACCUUCAACCGGACCUCCGCCAGGCACAGGAGAAAAAGAGGCUUUUUCUAACCAGAGCCAGGAGUCGACCAAUUCAGGUUGCGUCCCAUCUCUGGUUCAGUCAACACAAGAACCCAGUGGAGAAGAAACAAAUACGGCGUUCGACCUUCCGUACCCACGGAAACAACUCACAAGGAGGAAAUGCACCAAAACCUCCAAAAAUUCCAGACAAAUCCCAGGGAACAGCAAGCUCAGAGACCAUGAUAGGAACUCCAAACUUCCACGAGACGCUAUGGAAAAUGAGGAGGAACCUUCCCAUUCCAAGGAUGAAAACGUUCCCCUACACAGGAGCAGUCCAGUCAUCUCCAGACGCAGCAAGCCCAUCUCCUGGCAGGAAAAGGCAACCAGUCCGUCUAAUUCAUUAAGCAUGGACUCUUCCCCUCGUUCCCCCGGUUCACGUGACCAGCCUGAGUGUGUGACACCUACCAGUAAGGAGGACGUGGAGCCCCGGCUGACUUCCUGUCACCAAUCGUUCGAAACCACGGUGGAGGAUAAGAACCUGCGUGUUUCUCUAUCGUCAAGCCCGAUCAGCAUCCUGAGUAGCCAGGACCGAUCCAGCAGAAGCCCUCAGCGAUCUGAGAAGGAGCACCGGGGAUGGAGCCUAAACAGCUGGAGUACCCCCAACAGAACAGGCCACUCCUCCUCAACGCCUCACAGCAAAGACAGAAGCUGCUCUGAACUCCUGGAUUUACCUCCAGACAUCUUUAAGACCAGCUGUGAGCUGGAAAAGGAGAACGCUCAUUUGGUCGUGGUAGACAUGAUGCUGGAGGUUCUGGAAGGCGUCAAAUGGACCCUGAGCUUCGACUCCAUGAUGUAUAAACACUGCGUUGUGUGCACAAAGAGGCAGCCGAGCUCUGAGGGGCGCAGCCCGGCGCGCACUCACGGUUCCAACACUUGCGGCUGGACCGCUCCGCAGCGCAGGCCUCUACGGGACGACACGAGGCCGCCGCGGACGGACUGGGGCGCGGAUCCACAGGAGCCACUGGCCAGUCACAAUGAACAUCAAACCAAGAGUCCGUCGAUCCUUUCUACUGACAGCGGGUUUGAAGACUGUGGGGUCGGCACAAUGCCACCAGAUUUGAUCAGAAACAGUGCAGAGUGUCUGGCCCAGCAGCUGGUGCUGGAGUUCAAAAGGAAGUGGCUUCCUUCCCACGUGCAUCGGCGAGGACGGCAGAGCCUCCGCAGUUCACUGCAAGAGUUACCAGGUACUGGGGGUGUGGAGGUAAAGACUGGGAGUUUAACGGAGGAGAUCCGACUCAGGACCAGGAUGAGAGGAUCCCUUAACUGGGCGCCGCCGAGUUCCCAGAUCAUUUUCUCUGUCCAGCCGCAACACAGACGGAGCGAGGUGGUAGCCUUACAACACUACCUGUGUGCGGGCUGCGGGACAGAGGUGGAGCCCAGAUACAUCAAGAAACUGCGGCACUGUGAAUAUCUGGGAAGAUAUUUCUGUGACUGUUGCCACAGUGGAUCAGAGGCUGUUAUUCCGGGUCGAGUUCUGUCCAACUGGGACUUUAGCAGGUAUUCUGUGAGCGACUUCUCCAAGCAGCUGCUGGACUCGGUCUGGUCUCAGCCUCUGUUCGACCUCAGCUCUGUGGGAAAGGCUCUGUGGAGCAAAGUGAAAGACCUGGACAGGUUCAGGGAGCUGAGGGAGCAGCUGAUCGGAAUCAGGAAGCUGCUGAAAGCCUGCAGAUUAUCUGAAAGGGUGUUGGCCGAGUUUGAGCCACUUCCUGCUCACCUGCUGGACGAGCCUCUGCUCUUCUCCAUGGAAGACCUCUACAGAGUGAAGAAGGGUCAGCUGGUGGCGCAGGCCCGAGCGCUGCUCAACUCGGCUCUGGAGCACGUCGACAACUGUGAGCUGUGUAGGGGCCGCGGCUUCAUCUGCGAGUUCUGUCGAGCGAAGGACAUCAUCUUUCCUUUUCAGAAAGACAAAAGCCAGCGAUGUCCAGUGUGCAAGGCCUGCUUUCACAAAGACUGUUUCCUGGGGAAAAGGUGUCCGAAAUGCACACGGAUCCAGUCCCGAACACAAGUCCAGAUGAAGUCAUGAAGUCUGGAAUGUUAUCCUAAGACAGUGCUGUCGCCUUUAUCAGUGUUACACUUUGAAACGUUGCACUUAAAAAUCUUUUUGCAGCUGUAAUUUGCUGUCUUUUGAAAUACUAAUGUUUAUUUAUUUACCCUAAAACUAGCGAGUUCCUUCUUCUAAAUUGUUGUCACAUUUUUUUUUCAAUUAAUAUUAAACAUUUGAGACAA